Messenger RNA from Medicago truncatula (barrel medic), 1695 nucleotides. RefSeq names its product 7-deoxyloganetic acid glucosyltransferase. Gene Ontology annotation, molecular function: quercetin 3-O-glucosyltransferase activity; quercetin 7-O-glucosyltransferase activity. The record is from RefSeq and is a predicted model, not a curated record. The transcript is spliced from 2 exons. Lineage: Eukaryota; Viridiplantae; Streptophyta; Magnoliopsida; Fabales; Fabaceae. The coding region runs from base 83 to 1510 and encodes 475 amino acids.
UUAAUACAUAUAUAACUCCACACAACAUUAAUUUUACAUAUGCAAGAAAGUUAUAGGUCACAAAAUUAAGAUUUUUUGAAAAAUGGAAACACAACCUAAGGAAAAAUCUUCUCCACAUGUGCUAAUCUUCCCAUGUCCAGCACAAGGCCAUGUAAAUUCAAUGCUAAAGCUAGCUGAACUUCUUGCAAUUCAAAACAUCUACAUCACUUUCCUCAACACCAAAUACAUCCAUAACCGACUCAUACAAUUCAAUGAUGAUAUUCAAGCUCUUUUAGAAUGUUACCCUAAGCUUCAAUUCAAGACUAUCUCUGAUUUUCAUAGUGAAGAGAAGCAUCCUGGAUUUGGAGAAAGGAUAGGUGAUGUAAUUACGUCACUGAGUUUGUAUGGUAAGCCUUUGUUGAAAGAUAUAAUUGUCUCCGAGAAAAUAAGUUGCAUUAUUUUGGAUGGAAUAUUUGGUGAUCUUGCUACUGAUUUGGCUGCUGAGUUUGGAAUACAAUUGAUUCAUUUUCGUACUAUUAGUUCUUGUUGCUUUUGGGCUUAUUUCUGUGUUCCAAAGCUCUUGGAGUGCAAUGAACUUCCAAUUAGAGGAGACGAAGACAUGGAUCGAAUCAUAACAAACAUUCCAGGCAUGGAAAACAUACUUCGCUGUAGAGAUCUUCCAAGUUUUUGUCGAGAAAACAAAAAAGACCAUAUCCGUUUAGAUGAUGUUGCACUUCGAACCAAACAAUCACUUAAAGCAAAUGCAUUCAUACUCAACACAUUUGAGGAUCUAGAAGCCUCAGUCCUCUCCCAAAUUCGUAUUCACUUCCCUAAACUCUACACCAUAGGCCCUCUUCACCACCUCCUCAAUACAACCAAAAAAUCAUCAUUUCCAUCAUCUUUUUUCUCUAAGAGCAAUUUCUUCAAAGUGGAUAGAACCUGCAUGGCGUGGCUUGACUCUCAACCAUUGAAAUCAGUUAUAUAUGUUAGCUUUGGAAGCACUACACCAAUGAAGAGAGAAGAAAUAAUUGAGAUUUGGCAUGGUUUAUUGAAUAGCAAAAAACAGUUUUUAUGGGUGAUUAGGCCAAACAUGGUACAAGAAAAAGGAUUAUUAAGUGAGCUUGAGGAAGGGACUCGUAAGGAAAAAGGUUUGAUUGUUGGGUGGGUCCCACAAGAGGAAGUUUUGUCACAUAAGGCAAUUGGUGCUUUUUUGACACAUAAUGGGUGGAAUUCAACUUUGGAAAGUGUGGUUUGUGGUGUGCCUAUGAUAUGUUGGCCUUAUUUUGCUGAUCAACAAAUUAAUAGUAGGUUUGUGAGUGAUGUUUGGAAACUUGGGUUGGAUAUGAAAGAUGUUUGUGAUAGGAAGGUUGUGGAGAAUAUGGUGAAUGAUGUUAUGGUGAAUAGGAAGGAGGAGUUUGUUAGAUCAGCAAUGGAUAUAGCUAAGUUGGCAUCCAAGAGUGUGAGUCCUGGUGGUUCCUCCUACAACAACUUCCAAGAUUUAAUUCAAUAUAUAAGGUCUACUAGCCCGUAAAAUAAGGGCAUUGCUUUUUCCAUGCCUCAUUAGCAAAAACUUCUCUUAUUUUUAGAAUUAUGUCAAACAUAUAUGAGUAUAAGAGUUUCACAUUGAAUCAAAAUUUGAGUGUUGAACAAUAUAUAAAUAUAGGAUCCAUAUAUCAAAUAUCUUAAGCUUCGAAUAAAGAAGUGAUGUUUAAACUA